Messenger RNA from Aspergillus calidoustus, 936 nucleotides. Lineage: Eukaryota; Fungi; Ascomycota; Eurotiomycetes; Eurotiales; Aspergillaceae. The record is from the annotation of a GenBank genome assembly.
AUGAACAUCUGCAAGAAACCCAUCUCGUUUCAGGCGGACCGCGACAUCCCCCCGCUAGACGGCAAAGUCAUCCUCGUGACAGGCGGGAACAUCGGUCUGGGGAAGCAAUGCGUCCUCGAAUAUGCAAAGCACAAUCCGGCGAAGAUCUACCUCGCUGCGAGAACCCCCUCCAAGGGGCAGGCUGCCCUCGAAGAGAUCCAGCGGGCACUACCCAAAAAGGCAAACAUCGUGCUCGUCGAACUCGACCUCGCCUCGUUCGACUCUGUGAAAAAGGCCGCGGCAAGAGUCCUCACCGAGUCUGAGAGACUGGAUAUCCUCAUGUUGAAUGCAGGGAUCAUGGCGACGCCCCCGGGCCUCACCAAGGACGGGUACGAGCUGCAGUUCGGGACAAAUUACCUCGGCCACGCGCUCCUCGCGAAACUCCUCAUCCCACUACUAGAAAAAACAGCGACUCUCCCCUCGGCCGAUGUCCGCAUCGUAACCCUCGCCUCGCACGGCCACAUGUACGCCCCGAAACCGGACGGGAUAAAGUACGACACCCUCCGCACGGACGCCGAGAGCCUGGGCGCCUACGGCCGGUACGGACAGAGCAAGCUGGCCGCCGUCCUGUGGGCGCGGCAUGCAGCGAAACUAUACCCGCAGUUCACGAUCGCGUCUAUUCAUCCGGGGGUUGUGCGGACAAACCUGAUGAACAAUGCGACGGGGUCGCCGCUCAUCGUUCGGAUUCUUGGCAAGGUGGCGAAUAGGGUUGUGGCACCGGUGGAGCAGGGGGUAAGGAAUCAGCUCUGGGCGAGUGUUGCGGAGGGGGUGGUGAGUGGGGAGUAUUAUGAGCCUGUGGGUGUUGGGGGGACGGCGACGGAGUUGGGGAAGGAUGACAAGCUUGCUGAGGGGCUGUGGAGGUGGACAGAGGAGGUGCUCAAGGGGUAUGCUGUGUAG